This is a messenger RNA of Alternaria postmessia, 762 nucleotides long. RefSeq lists its product as uncharacterized. The coding region runs from base 1 to 762 and encodes 253 amino acids. The transcript has a single exon. The record is from RefSeq and is a predicted model, not a curated record. Lineage: Eukaryota; Fungi; Ascomycota; Dothideomycetes; Pleosporales; Pleosporaceae.
AUGCAGUUGCUGCCAAAAGAACUACGCCUUCAGAUAUGGGCGCUGGCGUACUACAACGAGCCGCCUCGCCUGGUAGCACUGGAGACCAACCCCCACGAUGAGGAUCAUGACGAAACGCACUUUUGCCCGCGAUACUCCCCUAGUCCUGCGCCAGUGACGGUAAAUCUAUGUCAUGAGUCGCGCGAAGAAGCUCGGUACCAGGCUGUGAAAGCAAACCAUAUCCUGCAGGUACCGUGCAGCAAUUCAGAUACUGGCUGUGGCGAAUUCUACUUCCGCAUCGAUACCGACAUCCUCUUGCUACAGCUAGAAGGCACGCGUGUUAAACAUUACGAUGACUCGCCCGAAGUAGGACUACUGGCUCACUUCAGCCAUGCAACGGGCUGUGAUCCCCAAGAGCUGCAGAAGGUCGCUAUUACAAAAGUUAUACUGAAUGGAUUCAGAGACGGCAGCCUAUCAAACGUCCUACGCGACUUUCCCAAGAUAUCGCACAUGGUCAUGAUGCUCACCAACGAGAUACUAGAGGACGAUUUGGAGAAAGAGUUGUUUGUUCGCGCUGCUUCAAGGAUAGUUCGCAUGUACAAACUCGACUUGAUGAACCUAGCUACUAGUCAAGGGAAGACGUUCAAGCCACAUCCCUUCAACGUGGAUUUUGCAAGGCUUCACCAUGGUCGGUUGGAUAUAGUCUCGAAAGAUGUUUGGCGUGACUGGAGCGAUGGCGGAGAAGAGUGGGCAACGCUCGAUAACUCUGAACCAUUCUGGUAG